CCACCAACCGCUCGCCAGGCCUCCACAACCACAUACACCCUCUCACUGAGACAGGCAGAUAAGAGAGUGGAAAGAAGGAGAGUGUGGCUUGUUCGGGGUGCAGCGAAGCACAAGCCAUCCAGGUGACAAACGUGGAACUCUACAGACACUUAUAUAUGUCAUAUUUAGUAGAGAGAAAAAUGACGGAACAGCAGGGAUCCCCAGACCAGCUUCCUGCAGACAAGGGCCAAGGAGGAGCUGGAGCCACAUACAAGUUGGCCGUAUUUGAAUAUGAGAACUUUCGUGGAAAAAAAGUAGAGUUGUCUGGUGAAUGUAAAGAAUUACUGGAGAAGACACCAAAAGUCGGCUCAGUCAUUGUGGAGUCGGGACCAUGGGUGGGGUUCGAGCGUCCAGGUUUUGCGGGAGAGCAGUUUGUGCUUGAGAAGGGAGAGUAUCCUCGCUGGAGCACCUGGACCAACUGCCAGACUAGCUACAUUUUGAGCUCCUUCAGGCCUCUGAAAGUGGAAAGCGCAGAUCACAAGCUCCACCUUUUUGAGAAUGCAGGUUUUGAAGGCAGAAAGAUGGAGAUUGUUGAUGAUGAUGUGCCCAGCCUCUGGGCUCAUGGUUUCCAGGAUCGUGUGGCCAGUGCUAAAGCCAUCAGUGGAACGUGGGUGGGAUAUAUGUAUCCCGGCUACAGAGGGCGCCAGUAUGUGUUUGAGCAUGGAGACUUCAAGCACUGGAAUGAUUGGGGAGCCCCUGCACCUCAGAUCCAGUCCGUCCGACGUGUGCGGGACAUGCAGUGGCAUAAGAGAGGGUGCUAUGUUGCCCCUGCACCUGCCCCAGCUCCAGCGCCUGCCCCUGCUCCUGCUCCUGCCCCAGGCCCAGGCCCUGGCCCUGCCCCUGCCCCAGCCCCCGCCCCUGCCCCAGGCCCAGGCCCUGCACCUGUACCUGCCCCUACACCCCCAAAUCCCAAAACCAGUCCCAACACCGCUCCCAAAUCCCAAACUGCACCCCAACCUUAACAGCACACCUCUAACAACUCCCACAGCAACUGGGGAGAGCUGAAGACAGCUGGCUAGUCCCCAAUCUCUCUUCCACGACCCUUAUUAGUUUAGGUCAUAUUGCAACACAGUUUUGUAAAACUGGAACUAAAAAAGAAAAAAUGUAUUACUGUUGGAAAUAAAGGUUUUGGCCCUGA
Messenger RNA from Cololabis saira (Pacific saury), 1177 nucleotides. RefSeq names its product beta-crystallin B3-like. Gene Ontology annotation, biological process: lens development in camera-type eye; visual perception. NCBI's taxonomy places the organism in Eukaryota, Metazoa, Chordata, Actinopteri, Beloniformes, Belonidae. Bases 156 to 1001 code for a protein of 281 amino acids. Gene Ontology annotation, molecular function: structural constituent of eye lens. The transcript is spliced from 6 exons. The record is from RefSeq and is a predicted model, not a curated record.